This is a messenger RNA of Drosophila busckii, 1572 nucleotides long. RefSeq lists its product as uncharacterized. NCBI's taxonomy places the organism in Eukaryota, Metazoa, Arthropoda, Insecta, Diptera, Drosophilidae. Gene Ontology annotation, cellular component: SAGA complex. The transcript is spliced from 3 exons. The record is from RefSeq and is a predicted model, not a curated record. Gene Ontology annotation, molecular function: transcription coactivator activity; protein heterodimerization activity. Bases 122 to 1225 code for a protein of 367 amino acids.
UCCAACAAAUCAAAUACAGAUCAAUCCUAAAAAGACACAAUGCCCGUAUUUUAAUACGUGCAUAUGUAUGUGUAUGAUCGCACCUUGACCACAACCGCAGAUUGUUGCCCGCUGUGAUAAGAUGCCGACCGAACAUUGGGGCGCGUUAUCCGAUGAUGAGGACAGCAAUCCAUGGAUGCCGGAGAGGUGUGUGCCAACGUCCUCCAAGAAACCAAAGCUGGACGAGUUAGACCAGCUCGACCAGCUAUUGCCCAUGGAUGAAAAUGUCAUAAUUGAGUUGAAUUGUUCUCUGAUUACCCAGACCAUUGAGGUGAUGAAGCAAACGGAAAUGUUGCAGUCUCUCAUCGAUACAUACUCGAACAAAAAUGCAAGUCCAUAUACAUAUGGUAAUUCAAAUUAUCUGCUAAAUCCCUGCCAAAUGAUACCUGAAGUGGACUUUCCGCCAGAGAAUGUUGCCGAUUUGGUAAAUGAGUCAAAGUUUCAGAAACCAAUCUGGUUUAUACGCACUGAGGACACGUCAUACUCCCGUGGUGAACCGGAGGAAGUCCCAGAGAUCUCCAGCAACUGUGCCCGGCAUAUUUUGCGUAAGGUUAUGUGCGGCCUACUACGCUUGGCAGGCUUUACGGAUUGCUCCGAGACGGCUGUUUUACUACUCACAGAUGCAACCGAAGAAUUUCUACGCGGUUUUAUUUCGGAAUAUCGACGACGUUGCGACAACAAUGCCAAGCUGAAGAAAUCAACAAAAAUGCAGUUACUCCCACUCGAGCAGGCCUCCUUUGCACUGACAGGCACGUCCGUGACUCAGGUACAUAACUACUACAAGCACAAGGUGAUCACACGCAAUCGAGCCGAAAUUGCAGAGUUCAAUGGCGUGCUGCAAGAAUACUAUAAGCUUAUGAAGGAAAGCCAGAACAGCAUGAUAAAGCAUCAGCAACACAACGAUUUUAAUGGUGGCGACUAUCUGACUUUCGAGUUGCAGCCAGGAGAUGAUGGCGGCAACAGCACUACCGGCAGUAAUAGCAUGGGCAUUGUAGGCGAGAUGACCAUGCAAGAGCUGGGUGGGGGCAGUACCAGCUCAAGUAUAUCGCUAAGCACCAUGAGCAACGGCCAAUCACAGAUCAUUAGCGCAAAUGGAAAUGCCGUGUCAUACAGCCUGCAAGAUGGUCAAAGCAGUACUCCCAAUGCCACUUUGACCAGCUCAAGCAGCUAUCAGUCUUACGAGUAGAAAAUACUUACUUAUACUUAUUUACAGACCAGAAUCCCAUCAGGGUCUAUAGAAAUACUAAGCUGAGUAACGCUCAUACAAACGAGUGUAGAAGGAAACCUCGUGCAAUAGAAUUUCGCUAAAAACAUUACCGCGGUGGCACAGAAGUCCGAGCAUAAAAUCAAACUGAAGCGAUUUCUGCUAUACUACAUUGCCUAAGUGCUUUAAAUCGUUACUCAUCUUAGUGUUUUUAUAAUCCUUGAUGACAUUGUCUAUCCCCUUAGAUUAUAAGAAAAAAGUGUAUUUUAUGUAACCACUCUGGGACAAAUUGAAAAUCAGUAACAAUAAAAAAAAUCUAUAAAUUUAAA